Messenger RNA from Mytilus trossulus (common blue mussel), 8736 nucleotides. RefSeq names its product deubiquitinating protein VCPIP1-like. Bases 150 to 4049 code for a protein of 1299 amino acids. Gene Ontology annotation, molecular function: cysteine-type deubiquitinase activity. The transcript has 17 exons. The record is from RefSeq and is a predicted model, not a curated record. Gene Ontology annotation, biological process: Golgi reassembly; protein K11-linked deubiquitination; endoplasmic reticulum membrane fusion. NCBI's taxonomy places the organism in Eukaryota, Metazoa, Mollusca, Bivalvia, Mytilida, Mytilidae.
UGUAAAUACGUAGUUAUCCCGCAGAGUCGACUUCCUGUUUUGCAAUUGUGAAACUGAAAUCAAAACUCUCUGAAAUGUAAAAGAACUUCAAAAAUUGUGCACAGACACUUAGCUCCAGAUGUUGAAAUAAAAGGACUGUCUGACAUAAGAUGGAACAAGCUUUAUCAAGAAGACGUGAAGAUUACAAAGUUCUGUGUGGGACCUGUCCAGAUGAACAGUGUCAUGCCAAACUAUUUUUCCCAGCUUAUGAUAAAAGUAUAGAAUGUACAAGUUGUGGUCAAAGACACGAAAAGUCCUCACUUCAAAAUAUUGCUGAGGUGACAAAUCCAAGUGUCGCCUUACAUAAUAUUCUAAAAAAUAUUUUAUUGGGAAAUGUCAAACCCAAAAAAGGACCAGAUAAUGUCAAGGUGUUAGGGUUAUCUAAUUAUGUCUGUAAACUGGUAUCACCUAUAUUAACCAGAUAUGGGAUGUGUAAGAAGACAGGUAAAGCUCAGUUACUGACUGAACUUGGACAACCUCCUGUAUUUGAUUGUGGUAAAAUUUUAGGUGAUCGUGCUUUCCUUAUUGAUGAAGAGAAUUUAUCUAUUACUGGCUAUGGUAGAGAUAAGUCUGGUAGUCUGAAAUACUUAUCUGGUACCCUAGAUGUAAUUAAAGAUGUCAACGAGGGAGAGGAGAGACUUGUAGCUAUACAUGCAGAUGGAGAUGGUCAUUGUUUAGUCCAUGCUGUAUCACGUGCCCUGGUUGGAAGGGAACUGUUCUGGCAUGCAUUACGUGUGAACCUGAUGAAUCAUUUCACAGAAAAUUUAGACAAAUAUAAAAACUUGUUCAAAGACUUUGUAGACAGAGAUGAAUGGAACGACAUUAUUCAAGAAUGUCAUCCAGAAUUUUGUCCACGAGAUGGUGAACCUUUAGGUUUAAGAAACAUACAUGUGUUUGGAUUAGCCAAUGUACUGAGAAGACCAAUUAUAUUGUUAGAUUCUAUAGAAGGAAUGCAGAGUAGUGGGGACUAUUCAGCUGUAUUUUUACCAGGGCUUAUAAAGCCUGAGGAAUGUAAAAGUAAAGACGGAAGUUUAAACAAGCCAAUCUGUAUUGCCUGGAGUAGUGUAGGCAGAAAUCAUUACAUCUCAUUGGUUGGCAUAAAAGGUAAACCACCACCUAAACUUCCUCGCUACAUGAUCCAGAAGACAUGGGGCAUGCCAAGUACACUGUUAGAUAAAUAUAUUGAGUUAGAUGAGUAUGGUCAUUGUAUAGUUGGAGGGGACAAAUGUUUAUCUGAUAAAUAUCUGAGGCAUCUUGUGUCCGCUAUGGAAGAAGUUUACUUUGAAAAACAUGGUGUACAUCAGCAACUUGUAGCAGACGUCCACCAGUUUAUGUAUAAAACUUCAGGUAUUGUUGGUGUUCUACCUGAAGAAGUGUUAAAGACAACACAGAGAGCUGUGAGAGAGAAAAAAUUAUACCGUUGUCUUACUUGUGAUGGUGUGAUGGAAUAUAUACUGCCACCAGAAUGGUUCCGCAAGGGAGGAAGUCUGUACAAUAUAGCAAUAAAAACACAGGGAGCCCUCAAACCUGAUAAAAAAUAUCAAUUUCCAAUGCAAGGAGUUGUAUGUAAUUAUGAUGCUGAAAAUGAUGUCCUUAAACCAGAUAUGGAAAACAGUCAACUUAGUAUCUGUUCAUUCUGUCAGGGUGCUCAUGUGCGCCUGGUAAAAGGAGAUGGAGGAGUAAAAUAUGAAAAUGGUGAUCGUACGACAACACCAGCUCCCAGUGGAAGAUGUACUUGUGGGUUUAAACAUUACUGGGAUGGCAGAGAAUAUGACAAUCUACCAGAAAUAUUCCCCAUUAGUAUGGAGUGGAAUGGAGAGGUUGUGGCAGAAAAGGUCAUGUGGUUUCAGUACGAAUCUGAUGACUCACUUAACAGUAAUGUGUUUGCAGUAGCACAAAAACUAGUUCAAAAACAUUUCCCAGGAGAGUUUGGGAGUGAACGACUCGUCCAACAGGUUGUGAAUACUAUUCUACGUCGUACUGCUGGACAGAAAAAAGAUCCUGAGAAAUCUGUGGUCAAUCCAUAUAGUGAUGAAAACUUCUCAGCAGAUACAGCAUCUAAAAUCAUUCUUACUGGGCAUGCAGCCAAGACAUUGCAUAAAGAAGAGCUGUGUAAGAGUGAAAAAGAAAAGCAGGUUAAGAAGAGGAUAACAUCAGAAGCCCAGAAACAUCAACAAAAGAAGACUGCAGAAAUAGCAGCAACCUCACAACAAAAAUCUAGUCCUAAAAAGUCCAAGUCAUUAGACUCAGGCAUGCAAUCAAAAACAACCACAGAUGUCACCAUGACAACUUCAAAACUAAGUUCACCACGACACACUGGUGAGAAAAAAGUAAAGAUAGCCACAUCUGAUGGUCGACAGAUUAUGUUAACUUUACCAGGGGAAGUAACUUAUGACCAGCUAAAAAAUCUGAUAGCUGAGCAGGUUACUGUUUCUCCUGUACGACAGAGGCUCAGGACAGGAUUUCCACCAAAAGAAUUAAAACAACCUGAAAAUGCAGAGCAAACCAUACCAUUACUUCACGGUGAUAAAAUAAAUGUUGAAAUAUUACCUGACAAAUCUGUACCCAUGGAAAUUGAUCGUAAAGUUUCAACGAGAGAUAAGACCAAAGUGAGUGAAGUACCUAGCGCUCACAGAAAUUUUGGAGCUUGGAGCAGUUUUGAGGAAGAUGCUCACGGCAGCACUGAAGAAGCAUUGUUAAGGGCAUUAAAAGCAACUGAAGGAGUAAAUGAUAGUCUGGAUUCCUCAAUAGCUAGUCUGGCAAUUAUGUCCACUGUUACUGGUCGUGACCUUUGGACAUAUGUUCAAACUAUGCCCCACCUUUUCUCAGUAGGAGGUCUGUUUUAUAAACAGAUGGAGAGAGAUUUAGGUCUUGUUGAUGGUAAACAUUGUCAGCUGCCUGCUCUACCAGGAAAGGUAUUUAGAUAUAAUUCCCAUGAUGACAGAUUAGAACUCUGUUUAGAACCUCAUGGACAUUUCCAAGUGGAACCAAGAAUUGAAGAAAAGGUAAAAGAAAUGGUGGCUUCAGGCAAAUUGGCAGAAGCUAGAUUUGGUAGUAGUGGAGCUGUUGGUCGACACAGUCCCAGAAUGCAAGCGUUUGCAGGUCAAGGUCAUUCUAUGAGAUCAGCUGAAAUUGAACGAAUGCCUGGUGAUCUGCCAGAACCAGUAGGGCACCAUCAUCAUCAUAACCAAGUCCGAAAACUUCAGAACCUUUGUGAUCCUGAUAGACAUGAGGAAUCCAUUAGUGAGGAAUCAGAAGAAAUACUGGAAGAUGCACCUGCAGUACAGUCACCAGGGUACCAGAAACUGGGACCAGGAUACAGUGUUAUUAGUUCAGAAAAUGUUAACCAAUCAAAUGAAAACUUUCAGUUGUUUAAAGACCUGGCCCAAAGUAUUGAAGAAACAAUGAAUGAAGAUAUAGCUGAUAUUAAUAAAGAGAUGGAGAGAAUAGAUAGUGAAGAAAGAAUGAAGUCCAGUGUAUGUAGCAGUGAUAUGUUGUCUCAUGUACCAUCAAUAUCUUCUAUGUCUGACACAGUGUUUGAAUCAGAAACAGACAGAGGUGUAACAUCUGAUAGUGCUAUAAAUUCCACAGAUAGUGAUAAAAUGGAUGUCAAUAUGGAAUGUUCUGAUACUGGUGUGAAUAGGUCAGACAAAGAACAGUGUGAUGCCAUCAGAAUUGAUAGUGCGUCUGCUGCUGUUUCUCUGAGUCAGCAUGUAGAGGACAAAAAGGCAGUUGACAAAAUCGAUGAAAAUUCAGGUUGUGCUGGAUCUCUUUCAGCAGACACUAAAAUAAAGCCUGAAACUGUUUCUAGUGAUGGAAGAGAUGAGUCUGUGUGUUCACCUGAUCAGCAAGACAUUGAACUCAAAAUAGAUGAAAGUAAAUGUCAACCAGAUCCAAUAACACAAAAUAACAAAUUAAUUACAGAUACACAGCUGGAGAGAGAUAGUGCCAAAUCAGGCUUUUCUGCACAGACCAAAACUGACAGAGACAAAGAAAUGGAUACAUCAUAGCAGAAUUGUGCUGUAUUAUAUGUAAAUGCUUUUAAUGUAAUAUAUGUAAAUAAUGUUUAUGUAUUAUAUGUAAAUGAUGUUAAAGUAUGUUAAUUUAUUGUAGAUUUUUUAUCUGUUUCAAGUCUCAGCAUAUAAUUAUGUCAGAAAUUAUUAUUGUGUUAGAUUUCAGAAAACUUCACAUUGUUUAUUAACUUCUUUGAGGAAGUGUCUGAAAAUACAUGCAUAGAUUAUUGUUUUCUAUAAUUGCCUCCAUUGUUUAAGCCUCGUUACACUUAUAUAAAAAAAAUUAAUAUAGGUUUAUUUUUUGAAAUAGAUAGUGCUCAAUGUUUCAUAUAUGUGCUGGUGCUCAUUUGAGAUGCCAUGUUGGGUUAGUCAUAUAUUUCUGAAAUAAUAAUUUAAUUUAAUAAACAAUACAUUGAUAUUUAGCAUAUAAGAGAGAAAUUUGUUUGUUUUUGUUUUGAAAUAUUGGAUAUAUAUAGAUUUAUCAGUAUUGUGUGACUUUAUUUUUUGUGAUUUUUUAAAACAUUGAAGAAUAGAUAACAAAUUAAAAGUACAUGUAAGAGAAAUAUUUUUUCAGAAGAAGUUACAAAUUUAUUUUUAAAUCAUGCUUGCAUUAAUUGAUAAAACUAUUGAUUUUUCUACAGAUAUCACAGUGACUGUAUCAUAGUUUUCCAUUUAAGACAUUUUAAUUUUUAGAUCCAUAUAUAUUACUCAAGGUUUAUUAAAAGUAACACUUUAAUUUUUUUUUAAAUAUUUAAGCAUCAAACUAAAAAUUUAACUUUGUUUUGAAUGACUCAAUGAUUAUCAUCUAUUUUCACAAGAUCCCCUCUUUCUAGUCAACUAUAAGGUAAUGGGCUUUUUAAAAAAAAUUAUAUUAUUUAUUGACAAGUAUAAUUCUUUGUUUUAAAUGUAUCAAACAUAAAAGGAUAACAGCUUUAAUAUAUAAAACAGUAGGUGGCAUUUUUUUGUUAACAUUAUAACAGACAUUCAAUCUGUUUUAAAUAUACCUCUUGCUCCUUUUUCUAUAAAAUUGAAAUUUCAUGGCAUUUUAUUGCAUGCUAUGUUGUAUGGGUUUUGCUCAUUGUUAAAGGCUGUAUAAAGACCUAUAGUUUCUUACUUUUUACAUCAUUUGAUCUUUGGUGGUGUAUUGUCUCAUUGGCUAUCAUAUAUAACCACAUCUUAUUAUUAUUAUAUCCUUUUCUCAAAUUGCACCAAGUUUAGUAAUAGUAAUCUAUAAGAAAUGUUGUUCAAUAAAAUAAUCAUACUUAAAACAUCAAUUGAAGUUGACAUGUUAUUCUGUUUUGUAUAGUCAUUUAUUGAUAUCCUUGUAUUAAAUUGUUUAACUAUACCCCGCUUUGAAAAAAAGGGGGGUAUACUGUUUUGCCUCUGUUUGUCUGUCAGUUCGUCCGUCUCUUCACAUUUUUUUCAGGAACUACAAUACAAGGAUUUCUUAUAUUUAGAUUCAGGGUUUAUAUAAGUCUGCUAUACCGUUUGAUGCAUUUUCAGACUCAUCAAUCGACAACUUCCUCUGUACCAAACACUUGUAUUAUCUUACACAUGAUAAACAAGUUUUUGUCACAUUUUUCUCAGGAACUACAAUACAAGGAUUUCUGAAAUUUGGUUUCAGGAUUUAUAUAAGUUUGCAAUACUGUGUUAUGUGUUUUCAGAUUUAUCACUCAAUAAUUUCCUGUUUACCGAACACUUGCAUAUCUUUACACUAUUUAAAUUUUUAAAUUAUCCACUUGCGGCAGGGGUAUCAUCAGUGAGCAGUAGCUUGCAGUUUCACUUGUUAUUUCAACAUUUCAUUUCGUAAAUUUACUCACUAACUAAAUGAUGAUUUUGUCUUUUUUAAAUAUCACUAAACUAAAUAAUAUGUAGAAAAGUGUGCAAAAUGAUCAUUGAUGAAAGAUUUAAGCAAAACAUAACAUGUGAGCGAUUCAGGCUCUUGAGAGCCUCUUGUUUCAUUUAUACCUGCUAUUUUUACUACCAGGUAGUUAACUGGUUGUUAACAUUCAUUACAGAAGAGAGGGAAGUGAUGUCACCUUCAUGCAGGAAAGAUAUUAAUGGCAACUUGAAUUUUCAAGCACAAAUAAUUAUAACUUCACAUCAAAAUCUUAAACAUUUAUGAUUGCGAUUGUUGAACAAUGUACAUAUAUUUUUGUAACAUUUGUAUGAUAAUUGAAAAUACUGAUGGUGUUUUUAUAUGGUUGUGUGUUUAAUUUUUAAUUUUUUGUGAUGUCUAAAGGGCAACAAAUAUUUUUUUUAAUUAUUUGGAUGUUGAAUGUACUGAAUAUUGUUGGCUUUGUAUUUUUGAACAACACUGCAAUUAAAAAUAGACAACUCAGUUGUAGUUGGAGUUGGAUUAUGGAAUUCAAUAGUAUCUUCAAAAAAACUUCUAAAUAAACUUUAAAUGUAUCUGUACAAAUAAAUUGUAAAACAUUUUUUUUUUUAUUAUUUUUGGUUCAUGAAAAAAAUCAGAAUCAGUAAAGGGAUGUUUUGUACUAAAAGAGAUAAUUUUUUGUGAUAAAAUGGAAAUAAUUUUAUGAUAUUUUUUAAAUGAUUAGGCAUGAUUUGCUACAGCUCAGAAUAAAGAUAUUGACAAAAAUAAUGACUACCCAUUUUAAAUGAGCAUAGAACAAGACCUGAAAGAGAUAUUUAGCAUUGGGAGAUGUAUGUCCAUUGCAUUGUUAGAAAAUUAAAGACUAGAUUCUGUCCACUGAUAUGAUUCUUUCUAAUUAACAUUUUUUUUCAAAUUUUUUUUUUAUUGGAAUGCUCAAAUUUAAUUUUCAACUUCUGUUAUGAUGAAGAGAUAUCAUUUUCAGACAUAAUGCUACUUGAGUAAACCCUUAACAUCUUAAUGAACCUGCAUGCCGGUAAGCAUAUUUUUUUUUUAUGAAUCAACAUCAACAAUGUGAAAGUAUGUAAGUUUAGUAUAGCCUACCUUUCAUGUCUGUACAUUUUGAAGUUUUGCAAUGUUCUGAAUUAUUGCGAGAAAUCGGGACAGGUGAGUUUUCUCAAAAAUACAAAAUUGAAUUUAAUUAAAAUUUUGAAAGCAUUGUUUUUAUGCAAAAUUUCCAGAAAUAACAAUAAUUUAUCUUGCAAAAUCAAAAUAGAAGAGGCAUGCAAAAUUUCUGAAUUAACAGGACUGUAAAUUCAGAAAUUAUUGCGAGGUUUUUAUUGUAAACGCAAUAAUUUAAACUCACAUUUUGAAAUAUUUCAUAUGAGUUGAACCGGAUUUUUCUAUAAAUUGUAGAGAAUAAAAUCUAAAAUGACAAAAUUGCAAUAACAAAUGCACACAAUAAUUUCUGUAUUUACAGUAUUCAGUUUGUCAUCUUUCUUUUAUAUUUAACUAGAUAUUAUUUGUUAAUAUAUGAAAUUAAAGUUUACAUUAAUAGAAAUUAGCUGGCAAUUAUAUUUAUAACCAUAAGUUGUGCCAUAUUACUCUAUGUGUUAUACAUUUGUCUGUUUUGCAUGGCUAGGUCAUUUAUGGUUUGGUAAUGGCAUGUAUGUAAGACACUUUCCGCAGUUCCUAGACUGACCUGAUAUUAAUCUGAAUAAUAAGUGGAAAAAAAAACAUUGUUUAUUAAGGCUGCAUUUAAUCAAAGAUUAUCUUUUUUAACUGCAAAAAUGUUUCACAUAAGUACCUUAUAAACCUAUAAUUAAUGUUUAAAUCUUUAUAGGAGAUGUCAACAUAGCUUUUUACAAGGAUCACAAGAAUGUGAAAUGAAAAAAGUGAUUUCACAAUGAAAAUAAUUUUCAGGCUUAAGUUGUUAAUCUGUAAAACUUUAAAUCAUAGACUGAAAAAGCAAGAAAACUUGAGAUAAAGGGGGAGAGAUGUUAAAUGAAAAUAAGCCUUUACUACUGUCAUGUAUUGUAAAAGGUUAAGUUUGUGAUGGUUGUAUCAGUAUGUCUGCAGCUUUAAUGUCAAUACAUUAACCAUAUCAAAUCUUUGUUUUUAUGCCCCACCUACGAUAGUAGAGGGGCAUUAUGUUUUCUGGUCUGUGCCUCUGUUCGUCCGUCCGUGCUUCCAUUCGUCCUGCUUCAGGUUAAAAUUUUUGGUCAAGGUAGUUUUUGAUGAAGCUGAAGUCGAAUCAACUUGAAACUUAGUACACUUGUUGCUUAUGAUAUGAUCUUUCUAAUUUUAAAGCCAAAUUAUACUUUUUACCCCAAUUUCACGGUCCACUUAACAUAGAAAAUGAAAGUGGGAGUUACAGGUUAAAGUUUUUGGUCAAGGUAGUUUUUGAUGAAAUUGAAGUCCAAUCAACGAAACUUAGUACAUAUGUUCCCUAUAGUAUAAUCUUUCUAAUUUUAAUGCCAAAUUAAAUUUUUAUCCAUAUUUACGGACCAUGGAACAUGGAAAAUGAUAGUGCAAGUGGGGCAUCUGUGUAUUUUGGACACAUUCUUGUUUUUUUUUAAAACAUGUAUAAAUAGGUGAAAUGUUUAAAAUAUUUCUUAAAAUUUAGUUCAAUUAAAUGGAAAAAAGGUGUCACCAUAUUUUUUGGGAUGUCAUUUACAGUUAUUAGUGCUAGUUGUUUAGUUUUUUUGUUUAUUUUCAUUAUGUUGUUAAUAUAUAAGUAUGAAAACAGAAUUAAUAUGUAAACCAUUAAGUCUUUAGAUGUUUACAUGUAUUGACUUGAUGUGGCUUCUAAUAUUGAAAUAAAAAAGUUCAUCAUGGAAUAGUGUUGCA